AUGUUUCGAAGAAAUUACGUUGCCGCCGCUGCUCCUUCAAUUCCGAACAAACCAGCAAUUCCAUAUCCCGUGGAUACCGCUGCUGGUCCAAUGCUUCGUUAUCAAAAGUCGCUUCCAAGGCUUCCCGUUCCUGCACUCUCCGAGACUUUGGAAAAAUAUCUUAAGAGUGUCCGAGCACUUACUAACGAAGAAGAAUACGCAAAAACCAAAGCUAUUGUUACAGAAUUUCAGAACCCUGGUGGAAUUGGUGAAGAAUUACACAAGAGGCUCUUGGAAAAAGCAAAUAAUCCUAAUGUAAUUAAUUGGCUUGAGGAUUGGUGGAACGAGACUGCAUAUUACGGAUAUAGGGAUCCGACCGUGGUUUAUGUGAGCUAUUUUUUUGCUUAUAAAGACGACAAACUUCGUAAAGACCCUGCAGCUCGUGCUGCUGCCAUUGUUACAGCCGCCUUGGAGUUUCGAAGACUCGUCGUUGAACAACAAUUAGAACCAGAAUACGCAAAAAAACUUCCUCUUUGCAUGGCUUCAUAUAAAUGGAUGUUUAAUGCUUGUCGUUAUCCGAAUAAACCUUCUGAUUUUGAAUUGACCUUUGAUCCUGCGACCAAUAAUCAUAUGACUGUCAUCCGAAACAACAAGUUCUUCAUUAUAGAUCUGGUUAAGGAUGGUAUACAACUUUCAACUUCUGAAAUAGAAAGCCAAAUAAGAAAGGUUUAUAAAUUGGCUGGUAAUACAAAGGAUCCUGCAAUCGGAGCUCUUACCACAGAAAACAGAGAUAACUGGACAGAUUAUCGAAAAUUACUCUUGGCUAUAGGCUCAAAUGAACAAUUAUUGAAAAAGAUAGAAAGUUCAGUUUUCGCUCUUUGUUUAGAUGACACUUCCCCAGUUACACGGGAUGAGAUUAGUCACGCUUGCUGGGUCGGAGAUGGUCGUAAUCGCUAUUUUGACAAGUCUUUACAAUUUAUAGUUUUUGAUAAUGGAAAAGCUGGAUUUUGCGGUGAGCAUUCUUCUAUGGACGGGACACCAACGGCCAGAUUAAAUGAUUUUGUUUGUGACUCAAUUGCCAAAAACAAAAUUAAUCAUGGUUCUCCUAACAUUCGAUCUAAUCUACCUGAACCUGAGCGACUUAAUUUUACUUUGAACAAUGAUAUUCUUGAUGCUAUCGCAAAGGCUGAAAGUAACUUCGAUUCCCUUGUUGCAAAGCAUGAUUUACGAGUAUUAGCUUACCAGGGUUAUGGUAAAAACGGUAUCAAGAAAUUGGGAUUUUCGCCAGAUGCAUAUGUACAAAUGAUAAUUCAAUUAGCAUACUACAAGAUGUAUGGAGUUAGUAGAUCAACAUAUGAAAGUGCUCAGACCAGAAAAUUUGCUCAUGGUAGAACUGAAGUUUGUAGAUCUACAUCAGUUGACUCUGUUAAUUGGGUCAAAGCUAUGGAAGAUACAAAAGUUCCAUUAGAAGUCAAGGCGGACUUGGGUCGUAAGGCGAUACAAUCACACGUAAAAUACAUGUCCGAAGCUGUUGAAGGACGCGGUUGUGACAGACAUUUAUUUGGUCUUCGUAUGUCUCUAAAACCGGGAGAGGAAAAACCAGCAAUCUUUACUGAUCCUACAUACAUUAAGUCAACACAUUGGUUUCUGUCAACUUCUCAACUUUCAUCAGAAUAUUUUGACGGAUAUGGAUGGGGUGAAGUAGUUCCUGAUGGUUAUGGCAUUGCAUAUCAGAUUAAUGCCAAUGUGAUUAGCUUUAAUGUUGUUUCAAUGCAUUUGAAUAAUCAACGAAUGUGUCAUUAUCUUAGAGAGGCUGCAGAUGAGAUGAAAGAACUAUUUGAACAUACACAGGCAAAGGAAGGCCGUGUUCCAGCAAAAUUAUAA
This is a messenger RNA of Cetraspora pellucida, 1863 nucleotides long. The record is from the annotation of a GenBank genome assembly. Lineage: Eukaryota; Fungi; Glomeromycota; Glomeromycetes; Diversisporales; Gigasporaceae.